Messenger RNA from Stylophora pistillata, 1077 nucleotides. RefSeq lists its product as uncharacterized. NCBI's taxonomy places the organism in Eukaryota, Metazoa, Cnidaria, Anthozoa, Scleractinia, Pocilloporidae. The record is from RefSeq and is a predicted model, not a curated record.
AAGGCAGUCAACAUAAAAAGAUGUACAAACCUUUAAGCGAUAUAGAAGUAGGACCAGCUGGAUUACCUGCAAAGCUCCAAUUCCGCCGGAAAUUAGAUGAAUCUGGUCAUGUGGCGAGAGGUACAAGAAAGGAACAUCAAGAUUCGACAACUGGGAAACCAGGAAUCGUUUAUCCUAACACUAAAACUGCGAAUUCAAACCCAGGUAAGUUGAAACACCGACUCAGAAUUCAAACGGAAAGCACAUCGACUUUGUCAAGUGUCACCACCGUGAAGGUUCAAGCGACGACGGAGAGGCCAUCAUCGAAAAAAUACCCUUCAUCGAUAGAAAGGUUAAAUUUACCCUCGCAACAAGAAAAAACCCAUGGCCAUGUCUAUGGCGAACAAGGAUGUCCCGAUAACCCUUGGCGGAAUGCCGGCUUGACGGAGCUUUUACAAAAGUGGAUUAACAUUUGCGAACAAUACAACAUCGAAUACAUUUUGUACGGAGGCAGCCUGUUGGGGGCUAUGCGAAAUAACGACAUAAUCCCGUAUGAUUCUGACAUAGACGUCUUGAUUGAUAUCAAUUACUUUACGACAAUGAGAAGGCUGGCGGAGAGACGGCGCUUUUUACGAUCAGAUGGAAAGAUCCAUUUGGUUUUGCAACCAGAAUUCACCAUGAACAUUCCGGUAGAAAAGAGGAAACGUUAUGACUGUCAAGGCAAAGUGACGUCAAAGCUUAUGGACGAAUGCUCUUUCCAAGAGCCACUUGGAAGACUCUUCAAGGGAAACUUGCACAUUGAUAUUUAUCACUUUUACGAUAGAGUGCACUUUGUGGACGAUCCAAGCGACGAUAAACUCAAGGAGUAUCCUAAGAAAGAUUUUUAUCCCUUUAAGCCGUGUAACUUCAUGGGGUUUGAAGCGUCAUGUCCAAGCAACCCUUGGGAAAUUUCACGAAUCUACUUCAAUACCGACGAUUUCCUUGAGCCAGUUUACAAAUGCAAGAACGGAACUUGGGUCAAUAAGAACGGUAGAACUACCAGAUAGUCAGCUUGAUCUCAGGGGAGCGGCAAGACCUUCCCCCCCCUUAUUUUAGGUA